AUGGGGAAACAAUACAUAACCACAGUCAAUGUCUCCAAGGCUCACAAGUCUGACAUCUACGGAGUUGAAGUAACCGACAAAUUCACUAUAUCUGUGUCAAGCGAUGGGUACGCUAGAUUUUGGGACAACAAAAAAGAUGAAGUUCACGAUCCAAGAACAUCUGUGCAAUCUUUGUUUAUAGACAAAAGCGGAAUCCACCAUGUAAGCGUAUACGAGAAUAAACUACCUAGCUCAACGACAAAAGUGACCAUUUGUGCGUUUGCAUGUUUCAAUGGUAAGAUUAUAUUUAGAUAUUUUCUCGAUGACAAUUUGGAAACAUCUUUAAAAGAACUCGAUUUUGUUGUUGAGAAAGCAUGGGUACCAGGCUUUUACCGCGAUCCAGCGAACAAACUGGACUAUUUCUUAGCCAACAAAAUUGAUGGUCUGACUGAGGUGUAUAAUUUGAAUGUGGAGCAAAUUGGAGAAGAUAAUGUACAGAUUGUUUUUGACAAACAUGGACUGUUGGGAAUAUCAUCGUCGCCAUCGUCAUCAACCACGUCGUCUUCUGCGUCAUCUACAGCAUCCAAUGCUACUGGCUCUUCAUUCCCAAAUUCUUUAGCAGUAAACCAAACAGAGAACAAGAAAUGUGCUAUUGGAUACAUGAAUGGUAGUGUGUUGCUUUUUGACUUUGAAACUUUGAAGUUGACAUAUACAUUCAAGUCUACGGAUUUGGUGAUUAGCAAGAAUCCAAAACUCAACUCAUCGUCUUCAGUGCCGCGAGUAUUGGCUUUUUCUCCGGGCGGGACUCUUCUUGCUGUUGGAAGAGACAACCAGGCUGCAGGGUCAAUCACUCUAUAUGACGUUGAGUAUGGGGAGAAUGUGGGAAGUUUGGUUGCACCAUCGCAUUCUGCAAAAACUGUUGUUGGAGGGUUUGCACAUCAAGGAUGGAUUAUGGGUCUUGAUUUUGAUGAGAGUGGAAAGUUUUUGGUCAGUUGUGGGUUUGACAAGAGUGUUCGUGUGUGGGAUUUGGACACAAGAGAGAGGGAGGCGACAAUCAACUUGUCGGUUUCUGACUUUGAUGACACUGAAGCCGAUGAGCAAGAUCAGAGUAUAGCCAGUGGAGUCAAGUUCAUCAAAAAGGGGGUACGGGGAGGCGCCGGAGGCGACAGCAACGACGGUAUUUGCGUAGUAAGUUUUGAUAGAGGAAUAAGAUGGUAUAGAGAAGCAGGUGGUAUUUAG
Molecule: messenger RNA, 1218 nt
Organism: Lodderomyces elongisporus
Lineage: Eukaryota; Fungi; Ascomycota; Pichiomycetes; Serinales; Debaryomycetaceae
Gene: SKI8
Product: SKI complex subunit WD repeat protein
Exons: 1
Coding region: 1-1218 (405 amino acids)
Cellular component (GO): nucleus
Molecular function (GO): protein binding
Source: RefSeq, a predicted model, not a curated record